Messenger RNA from Xiphophorus hellerii (green swordtail), 9421 nucleotides. It is a transcript of the gene gucy1a2, whose product is annotated as guanylate cyclase 1, soluble, alpha 2. Gene Ontology annotation, molecular function: heme binding; guanylate cyclase activity. The coding region runs from base 4415 to 6832 and encodes 805 amino acids. Gene Ontology annotation, biological process: response to oxygen levels; cGMP biosynthetic process. Gene Ontology annotation, cellular component: guanylate cyclase complex, soluble. The record is from RefSeq and is a predicted model, not a curated record. NCBI's taxonomy places the organism in Eukaryota, Metazoa, Chordata, Actinopteri, Cyprinodontiformes, Poeciliidae. The transcript is spliced from 9 exons.
UGUUGUGUUUUUGUAAUUUUGAUAAGAUAUGAUGAACUAAAGAUGGCUUCUCUGUGUCGUAAACCUUAUUUACAGUCUGCUGCUCCCCACUCUCCAUCCGAUAAGAUUAAUUUCUUACUUUCUGGUCUUCUGCUCUCCACAUCUGUCACUUAAUAAUUUGAGGUUUAAGUGUCAUCCCUGAAACUUGUGCAGGGAUAUCGACAAGCAUUUGUCUCCACCUCACACCUUUUCUCCUGAGCAAUCUGAAACGAUGACCUUACAUACAACCUCAUCAUCUUUUUUUAUUUUUCAAUUUGAGCAAAGCUAUUGGCUCUUUGAUUAGUUCACAACUUCAGAGGCUGAUCUUAUUUCUAGGUUUAAUCUUGGACUCCCAUUUGAUGCAUGGAUGCAGCUGACUGUUGGUGAAUUGGUGUGAGUAAUGGAAGAGGAUUACUAUGAUGUUUUUUAUUGCACUAUUUGUACAUGCAGACCUGUGUAGUUAUUCUAUAUUGUCUACUUUGUUAAACUAUUGCAAAUGUCCCCCUAAAAUAUGUUGACUGUGACUUCCACUUUCAAAUCUAACUUUUUGAAAUAAUUAAAAAUAAAAUUUUUGAUUAUAUUCUAGUUUGACAUACACAUUUCUUCUGUGCAAAACUUAAUGUUAUUUGCAGUCCUAUAAACUUUGUAAGAGGUUUUUUUGUUUUGUUUUUCUAUUUUGUUUUCCUCUUGUCAACUUGUGUUUUCAAAGGUCAGAACCCUUCCAGCAAAUGUCUUUGCAGAAAGGUUGCCAUUUUGCAGGAAAACAGUCUCUUGCAAUUUCUGCGAGAGAUUUUAACCCUGCUUGUGCUUCAGACACUGUCCUGUGGACAAGCAAUGUCGGUUAUUUAUAUGACACAAGUACUGUAGAGGAUGCAGGUUCGUGGUUAAUAACAAUGGUGUGAAGUGAUGUAUGGUGAUGGCCAAUUAGAUUGGCUGGGGGUGGAUUUAUGACCGAGUCAGUCAUUCGUCUUUUCCUGUCUGCAUCUCUGUCUCUCGCUCACACGUCCUUUUUCUGUUGACCCUGGCAUUAAACUGUAAGGCCAACAAGUACUUUGUGCUUUCACUCUUAAUAUCUGCAGUUUGAAGUCUCUCUGCCUUGUUUGUUUGCUUUCACGGCAGGCGUCAACAGGCAUGUCAAUUUCUCUUUUGUUGUACAGUUGAUGAGGACUUGUAACUUCACUCUAACAUAUAUUUUUUAUUAUUGAGCAUUUAAUUUGAUUAAUAACUUCAUGGAAAAACAUGAUGGAAGCAGACAGAUGUUAUACCAUAAUACGAAAUAUAUUUGUCGACAGCGCACACACACACACACACACACACAAUUUCCUGCUCUUCAUUUUUAUGAGCCUGAUUAUUGUACCACUGUAAUGCACUUCACCUGAUAGGUAAACAUUUCAUUAUUAAUGAAUCGUCUUUAAGGUAAAAUAUUGUUGGUUUCAUUGGUUGGAACAUCCAAUCAAUUUUUUAUUUCUUUAUUGAGAGAUGUUUGAGGGGUUUCUGGUGUGUACUACCAGUUUCAAGUCACAACAUAUCAAACAGAUUAAGAUCUGGGCUUCGAGUCAUCCCAGGGCUUCCCACUUCUUAAUCUUCAGCUGGUGGAUUUUCCGGCAUUAGAUCACUAUCAUGUUCCAGGAUCCAGUUCUGUUCUGGGCAAAUCUUUUACAGAUGGUCUCAGAUAUUACUCAAGCACCUUCUGAUACAUUGUACAAUUCAUCAUGGAGUUUAUGAUGGUGAGCUGGCCUGGUCCCUCUGCAGCAAAGCAUCCCACAGUAAUACUUCCUUUUCUAUGCUUCAUAAUUCAGGUUCUUUUCCUGGUACAUUGUUUUCAGGCCCUCUAUUCUGAUGUCAUAAUAAUUACUUUUUUUUUAACUCAUCUGAGCAAAGACCAUUAUUCCAAUUGUCCUGAAAGCUUGUUUUUGUUUUCCCUGGUAGAUUUUAGUUUGGCCUUCAUGCUUUUCUUAUGAAACAUUUUCCCAUUUAACACUUUUCAUGAAAAUUCAACUUUUAGAGUUGAAUUCUUUGAGUUCCUUGUUGCUGAAAAUGUCCUGUUUAGCUUAAUAUCGAAUAUCUCAAUGACCAGAUAUGUCAAGAACACUGGAUUUAACAUUCCUUGUAGGUUAACCAGUGUGACUGAUGGUUGGUUUGUCUGUGACAUAAAUUCUCAUUUUAACUUUCUGACUUGCAGCAAAUGUUUUUUGUUGUUGUUUUGUAUUAUGGUAUUUCAUUUCAUAUAUGGAUCCAGUUUUUCUUCAACUUUGACACAGUUCUUUUUAAUUUACGCCAGUGAGACUCAGGGUUCAAUUGCUUUAUUCUGUGUUUCUGUAAGUUAUUAAAAUUUGAUGUCAUCUAUGAUAUAUGUGUCCAGAAUGAAAUUGCCACAAUACACAGAGAACUGCCCUUUAUAUCCUGUUGCCCUGUCAGCACUCGGCUGUACAUGGCUGGCAGCCAGCUUGAGACAGCCCCUUGUGCCUGUGGGCUUAUCUUCCCUGGGACAUUAUUUAUUCUAUUCUAGUGUUGGCUUUAUUAAAUGCCCACAUUAUUACCGGUGGACCGCAGACUGAUUGCUGAGAGCAAGCAACUAGAUAAGGGAAGAGAGGCAGAGUUAGUGCAGAGUGUGUGUGAGAGAAAGAGUGUGUGGGCGUUUGUUAGAGUGAAUGUCUGCGCAGUGGAUUGGGGUCAUGUUGCUCCAGAGAGUCAAAUUUAUUAGUGGGAACCUUCAGAAAAUUACACUGGGAUGCAUGUGUGACUACAUGCAUUCACUUGCAUGAUGCAUCAUGUCUAUUUCUGUAUCUCUCUGUUGGUCCCUCAGGGCCACUUAAUUAACAGACAUGCUGUGCCAGUCGAGGUCAAGGUCAUGGUGGUUAUUAGUGCCAGACAAGAGCAUCUUUCUGUCUUCUGAUAGGGGCCAAAAAGCCACUGCCAUCUCUAUUAGCUGUCCCUGGAGGGACAUUUUAUAUGUAUUCAACCCUGGAAGCAUGUUCCCCAUCUUAUCCUGACUGUAGUUUCAUAACUGUCACUCUUAAAUCGAUGCUUUUUAUUAAGUGUAGUCUCUUCGUUGCUGUUUAAGAUAUUCGUAUAUCAAUAGUGGACAAGAAAAAGAUGUCCCAGAGUAGGUGUAAGUAGAUGUUGGACAAUGUAUGGAUUACCAAGAACAAAGGAUGCUCAGCUUUAAUACCAUUUAAGAGCCCUUCAGACCCCAUUUCCACUGGAAGGGAUAUGAUAUUUUUAUGGACUUAAAACAAUAAAAAAAAAAGAGAGAGAUAGACCGAUAAAUAGAAGGUAGAGAGGUGGAAAGCUUCAGGCUACUUCUUGUUGCCCAAAAGGUUCCAUUUAAUUAAUUUCUCCAGUCUGUUAGACGGUCCUUUCAGAUCAUCAAACAUUUGCUUAACAUUUGUGAUCUGAAAACAAAAAUAAACGCUUAAAAAAAAUAAUAAAGACAAACACAAAACAUGUCUUUGAUGGAAAAUACAUUUUCACGAACUAUCAAAAUUGAUCAAGCCGUCGCUGCGUACUUCAGACCGCGAGCUCAGUGCACGCGGCACUUGGCGAUACUUGACAGCCAGCGCGCGCUUUCUCGCUUGCUCUCUUCUUCGCGCAGCUCCAACUCCAGCUGUUUGUCUAUCUACCUUCAGUCCGAGUGCGAGCGAUGUUCCCACCCCGGAAAAAACACGGGGCGAUAAACGAGGAGGGACGCUGAAGGAGAGGAGGACGGACAGGGGAUGAGAAGACCAGCCAAAGAGGAGAGCCGCUGUCGCAGAGGAACAGGAGGAGGAGGAGAGAGGGAAGCAGACACAUCUGCGGUGACUUGGGGGAUUCGGCUUAGUGAGAGGGGGGAUACGCAACAUUCUUAUGAUGCCAGCAUUUCUAGCCCGGGUAAGCGGAAUAAAUAAUGUGCCGUGGGACUGCCAUAUUGUCAAUUUCUUUGCACCUUAGUUAUUUUUUAAAAAGCGCCUGCUUUAUAAAUAGACGCUUAAAAACCGGAUGCUAGGAAGAUUUUUGUAAUUCUCUGUAGCUAUCCACCAUAGAGAGCUUUUAUCACAUUUGGGAGCAAAGUGGAUUGACUGAAGGGGGAGAGGAGGACUGUUUUUAAAAGGAGAUACCGCCACCUUCUCCUCCUUACAUAAAUGUUUGCGUGCCAUUAGAGCGCUCCUGCUUUUCUCCACAACAGACGCGCAUUUCACGCACACUGAAAAGACGUGGACAUUGUCAGUCACACAUGCGGUCCUAAUAACACGGACGGACCUCACCCCCUCUCACCUACCCAGCCCCUCUCCUCACCCCACUGUCUGAUGACUCCCCCGCGCACAGGUGGACGUGGUACGGAGCCUACUGUAGCAUCAUCUUCUUCAACACCACCAUCAUCACCAACACCACCAUCCUCCUCCUCCUCAACACCACCAUGUCCUCGUCGUCGCGCAAGAUUUCAUCCGAGUCAUUUAGCAGCUCAGUGGGCUCGGACUGCGGGCUUGAAAGCCCCGGAGGAGACGGAGGGGAUGGCGCUUUGGAGCCGGCCGACGAGAGCCGGGGUUGCCCGUUUUCCUCCUUCCCAUCGUCCCACAGAGCGCUGCUCUGGAACGGCCGCAGCCCCGCUGAGAGGUCGGCGUGCCCGGCGGGCGAGGAGCAGCAGGGACCCUGUGUACCCCACAAGAGGGCUACCAGGCGGCGGAGGGUGAACCUGGACUCGCUGGGGGAGAGCCUGAAACGACUCACUUCACCGACGACACAGACUGUUCAAGAGGCUCUUCAACGAACUCUGCAGUUCUACAGACAACAAGAAAUGAGGUGCCAGGAUGUUGGGGGUAGUGAAAGGCAGCGUGAAAAGAAAGAGGAGAAGUGCCCAUUUCUUGAAAACUCUGGCUCAGAGGAAGAUGUCCUACAGAUUCUGCAGUACAUGGCCACAAUAUUGGGAGUUCCGUUCUGCGAACUGCGAGAGCAUUUUGGCGAAGAGUUCUUUGGCCUUUGCUUCGAAGAGAAUGAGCGAGUACUGCGGGCUGUAGGCGGCAACCUUCAGGAUUUCUUCAAUGGUUUUGACGCCAUUUUAGAACACAUUCGCACCUCCACGGGGCGCCGAGCCUCCUCCGAGAGCCCUUCCUUUCAGUGCAAGGAUCCCCGCGAAGAGGAGAAAGGUAGAGGGAAAUUGGAGAAACUUGGAAACCGUGGCAGCAGAGACGGAAGAGGGAAAGUGUUGUUUCUUCAUUGCUUUAACCCUGCACCUGUUGUGGGAUUAGUUAUGCCAGGUUUGAUUAGAGCUGUCGCCAGGCGGAUCUUUCAUUCAGAGGUUGAAGUGGAAGAGGUGCCACCUCUAACUCCUCUAUUGCCAAAUGAAGAACAUACAGAUUGUGAUUCUACAACACCCACUCCCACUGCGUCCCCCACUGCCUCGCCCUCCUCAUCUCCGUCCCCUCCGUCUCUUUUUCCAACCUCCGUCCCCACAGUUUGUCUAUCCUUCUUACUCCAAGAGACUUGCCCUUCUCCUCUCUCUUCCAUCCCAAAUUCAGCAUCUGUGAGCACUAACCGUCCCCCACUCCAGCUAUCAACUAACCCCAGUGAUCUUCGCAUCUCCCUGGCUACGUUUUGCCGUGCCUUCCCGUUUCACCUGGUCCUGGGGCAUCGGAUGGAACUCCUGCAGCUUGGAGAAGGACUUAGGAAACAGGCUCGUAUUGAGCCUCACCGGAUCCUUUCAUUUAGGGACUGUUUUGAGAUUGUCUCACCCAAGAUGGAUCCCUCUUUCCAGGGCAUACUGCUGAGACUCGCAUCCCCAUUUACUAUCCGCACUAAGCCCGACCCCAUGCAGGCUGGCACCAAGGAGAAGGUUAUGGAGUUGAAAGGUCAGAUGAUCCAUGUCCCUGAGUCCUGCUCCUUGAUGUUUCUGGGCUCGCCGCGUGUUGAUAAGCUAGAGGAGCUGAUGGGCAGAGGUCUCCAUCUGUCAGACAUCCCCAUCCAUGAUGCCACACGAGACGUUAUCCUGGUAGGGGAGCAAGCCAAGGCCCAGGAUGGCCUAAAAAAGAGAAUGGACAAACUAAAGGCCACCUUAGAGAGGACACACCAGGCUCUGGAGGAAGAAAAACGAAGGACCGUGGAUCUCCUGUAUUCCAUAUUUCCGGGUGAUGUGGCGCAGAAGCUGUGGCAGGGCCACCAUGUGCCAGCGCGUAAAUUCGAUGAUGUCACCAUGCUGUUCUCGGACAUCGUGGGUUUUACAGCCGUGUGUGCCCACUGCACACCUAUGCAGGUUAUCUCAAUGUUGAACGAGCUUUACACUCGCUUCGACUACCAGUGUGGCAUUCUGGAUGUUUACAAGAUUGAGACAAUAGGUGAUGCCUACUGUGUGGCCGGUGGACUUCAUAAGAAGGUUGAAAGCCAUGCAAAACCAAUUGCACUCAUGGCUCUAAAAAUGAUAGAGCUUUCUGAGGAAGUACUAACGCCUGAUGGGAAGCCUAUCAAGUUAAGAAUAGGUAUCCACACAGGUUCGGUUCUGGCAGGCGUGGUUGGGGUUAAAAUGCCGCGAUAUUGCCUGUUUGGGAACAACGUCACUCUAGCCAGCAAGUUUGAAUCAGGAAGCCAUCCAAGGUGCAUCAAUGUUAGUCCAACAACCUACCAGUUGUUGAAAGAUGACCGCUCCUUUUCGUUCAUCCCCCGUUCUCGGCUGGAGCUCCCAGAGAAUUUUCCCAAAGAGAUCCCAGGGACGUGUUACUUCCUGGAGGCAGGGACUUCGCACAGCCACGCCUCACUUACCAGCUCCCGCUCGGCUCCUCCGGCCUCUAUGAGGAAGGUUUCCUACAGCAUUGGGACAAUGUUUCUAAGAGAAACCAGUUUGUAGAAUCAUACACAGAUGUUUAAAAUGUAAGCAACUGGAUUUGAAUGACAUGAACAUACAGGAAACCAGUCAUGCAGAUUUGUGGUUAUGCAAAUGCACUAUGUAAAAAGUGGAAUUUACAGCUGAUUGAUGAAAUAUGCUUUCAUCAUAGAUGAAAGAGAACAACUGUCCCCAUCUCUUCCCUGAGCAGUGGAGAUAUUCUUCAAAUGACUUAAGGGACAGCAGCUGCAGUAGUCCUUUAUCUAUCCUCCAAGAGGUGGACUGAUAUAAGCAAAUUGUGGAAAAACCUUUGGACAAAAACUCUGUUCUAGCUGGAUGUCUCGGCUGCAGAACUGGUGUCUGGCUCUUUGCAGCGGUUCACAUUCAGACAACACCCAGACCCUUGUCCGCAUUAAACAGAACUGAGUUAAAACUCACAGCGAUCACACUCAUGACCACUGUUGCCCUCAUUAGCCAUUUGCAAACAGAACAAAACCCCUUUUCAUUUAUAAGGUGGGUGCUGAAGAAUGAAUUUUGUAUGACUUACUGUCCAUCAUGCCCUCAUGUGCGACAAAGACCUGUAAUGGAAAACGAUACAACUCUCCGUUUCCUUCAUGUUCAUCUGUCUGUAAGUCAUGUUAUGCUUUACUAAACGUAAGAGCUGCUCCUCCAAACUGUUGACAGGCGGCCAGCUGGCUGGGAUUUGUCAAGGAAACAACAAGAGGAUUUGCUUUGAAAAGGUAAACGUUGGAAGACGAAUGCAAACUAGAGUCAUACUAAUCCAAACUUAUAGCCCUGAUUGUUUUGGAUCCUCAGCAAACUAUAGCAGACAAUGUUGUAAUAAUGGAGAUAAACAGAAUGCUAAUAACACAGAAAUGUAGAUGUCUCACAGCAACUACUCUUUGAUUUUGUUUUUUUUUUUAUUCCUGUGAUUAUUUGUUUUUAGUGUAUUACAUGCUUUAGCCUCAUUUUAAUAAGAUGAGCUGUUGUCAGCAUUUACCAGCUUGUGCUUACUUGCAUUCAACUAAUCAGCAUUUUUAGCUACAUGUAGCAUUGUCUGAAAAGCUUUGCUUUUAGGAUGGACCUUCCCAGAUUGGUCUGCAUCUUGUUUAGGUGACAUCAAUGCUAACAGGUAUUUGUGUGCAGGUAUGUCCCUUUUCAUGUCUGCAGGAAUAACAUUGUUGUGUGUUUUAGUUUGUAGAGCUGACAGGAGGAAUCAGACACAGUUCACAGUUCCUCAGUCCAGAUAUGAAAGAAUGUUGAAUCAAAGGUUUUACUGAACAUACAGCCAACUUAAAGAUGUAUUUUUUUUUCUAACUGCAGUGUUUAUAAAAACUAAUGAAAACAAUCCUGCAUUUGUUUUACCCUGUGAAAAUUUAACCAAGAUACAAAAGCCCAAAAUGAUUCAUGCCCCUCACAGAUUUAGACUUUUAAUUUUCAUGACCUCCUAGUCUUUCAAGUUGAAAGGUCACCUUGCCAUCGUUCUAGUCAUUCGCUCAUUAGCUCCCUUCAAUGAUUUAUUUUUUUUUCAUUAGAUUCAACUCUGGACAAUAGCAGGACCACACCAAAAUGUUAACACUACUGUGAGUAAAAGAAGUUGCUGGUAAUUCAAAGAUUACUUUGCACUUAAAUCUGCGGAGCUAUGAAUGCAUUUUGGGAAUAACUGUAAAUAAAAUUCAAGUUGACUUGUUUGCUGGCAAACUGAGUUCAACUUGCUGAGUGAAUAACCCGGGCUGUGCUAGACAAAUCCAAACAUAAUUAUUAAAAAUUGGUCAUCAUAAAGUGGAAAUAUUGUUUUUUGAUAGUUUGGCUUUAGAGUAUUUUACUGGAGACUUUACAGAUUUGUGUUGUGUUCUAAAUUAACAUUUAUUUAAUUGCUAUUUUUCACGACCUGUGAAAUUCAGCCCAGAUAUUACAAAUUGAAAAGUUGGUUGAAGAGGAAGACCUUUUCAUCGUAAUAAGACUUACUUAAACAUUCCCAUCACAGCUGUUUUUAACACACUACUUGCUCAUAACAAGUUCAGAAAUGACAGUGGUUACAUAGGUUUAAAUAAGGCAUUCCUCUGUGCUUGCUUACGUCGUAGUUUAAAAUAAACUGAGUUUUUUUCUCUGAAAGUCAUUUCUAUAACCAUAUUUCUUCAUACAUGCUUUGAAAGAAAAAUAAACUUGCAAAAUUAUGUAGCAGGACUUAAAAUAACAAACUAAAUGUGCCAGUUUGUUUCAAAGACGCCACCAGCACAGGUUAGACAUGAUUUCUAAGUAACAGUGUGGUUUCUGUGUGUCAUUCUGGAAGAUCGUUAGCUAAUUGUAGGAGCCUGAAACACAUGCCAUAUGAAAAAUCACUUACUGUAUGUUGGAUGCAAAAAAAUACCAAUGUUAAUAUGCUCCUUUUUCACAAGUAAUGUAAAGGAAAGUGACACCAGCUUAAAAAUGCAAUACUUUUUAUUGGAAGAGAAGAAAUGAUGAAUAACAAAACUGUCUGCUUUUAACAUACCUGAGCGGUGAAUUAUGUCAUUGUCAGUGAUACAUACAUAACGUAAUAAAUACAUAGAUGAAUACAGAUUUAUUAAAGAGAUGGUAAAAAAAAUUAUACUAUUAAUAAAACUAAACAGA